AUGAGCGUUGAGCUGGGAACAAUACCGCUGUUGGUUGACGACACCACUGCUUGUCAAGUGCCCACCACCUCCUGCCGCGCCCAGGCAGAUCUUGAGAGGGCGACGUACCGUCUCAUACCCUGUCGGUCUCCCCGCAUCAAAUCAUCACCGUACUCCACCCCACUGACGCCGGCAACGACCCCCACGCGCCCUGUGACAACUACUAAGCGCGGACGGCGGACUAUCGAGUACGACGAAUUGUCAGCCGGAGAGGCGACUCCGUCUCCCACAAAACGACGAGGGUCCAACGGUAAACGAGAGAAAUCUGCCUGUCUGCCUUCCCCAACUAAUACUCCCUACAAAUCCAAGAGAACUGUUGAUGCCGGUGUAUUCGACGUAAAAGUAGCUUGGGCGACUUUGGUCAAGCGAGAGAGUGACAUCCUCACCCCACACCUGCUCAGGUCGCAUAAUUGGGUCGACCACAUCUUGCCUCGCAAGGUGCCCCUUCCAAAGUCGGAUCCUAUCACACCGAGCGUGUCUAGUGCACCGAACGUGGCAGAGAAAUUAGACGGAAUCGAUCACCUGCGCUCCGAAAUUUCCUGUGACAAUCCCUCACUCGUGAUCUGCUUUGUGCCGUCAAAUGCUGGCGGAGACAUUAAAGAAUGGCGCCGCCGUCUCCUUGCUAUAAAACCCACUUUGAUUCAAGAGAAAGUCGCGGACGACCCCUUUCGCCUGCUCCUAGCUGUCAUCCUCCUGAACAAGACAAGCUGGAAACAAGCAACGCCCGUUUUCUGGCGUAUCCUGGAUAGAUGGCUGGACGCCGCUUCCCUGUCACAUGUUCCUGAGGUAGAGCUGGUAGAAGUCCUCCGUCCCCUCGGCUUGCAGAACACUCGCGCCUGUCGCAUCCUCACCUUCUCCAAGCAAUAUGGCUCCGCCCCACCCUCGACUCAGCUGUAUCCUCUCAGAGUAGACAAGACGUACCCGCUAACUGCAGUGGCAAAUUAUGCGGGUGUAGGAAGGUAUGCAGCGGACUCCUGGCGGAUUUAUUCCCCUACGCUUGAGGGUGGGGGAGCACCAAGAGGGGCUAAGGAGACAUUGGAGGGAUUCUUUGAGCCUGAAAAUAGCGAACAAGAAUGGAAGAAGGUGAGACCAUUGGAUAAAGAGCUAAGAUGGUACCUGAUCUGGCGCUGGGCUGUCGAGGGCUAUAAGUGGACGCCUGAAUAUGGAAGGGGAGAACGUAUCGACGAAGCGUACAUAAGCCGCCUCCUACCCGACUAUCAAAUGCGAAUGAGGAUAUUAAUUCAACGACGAAACACUCCAACGAACGGGCGCUUAAUCGAGCUAAGCGAAAGAAAUUAA
Messenger RNA from Dacryopinax primogenitus, 1338 nucleotides. Its product is annotated as DNA glycosylase. Gene Ontology annotation, molecular function: DNA binding; catalytic activity. Gene Ontology annotation, biological process: DNA repair. Lineage: Eukaryota; Fungi; Basidiomycota; Dacrymycetes; Dacrymycetales; Dacrymycetaceae. The record is from RefSeq and is a predicted model, not a curated record. Gene Ontology annotation, cellular component: nucleus. The transcript has 4 exons. The coding region runs from base 1 to 1338 and encodes 445 amino acids.